CUGUGUCACAAAAAAAAGGCCGGUGGUAACGUGUGGUGAGACUGCGUAGAUGUGUAUGGAGAUAGCAUAAAUCAAAUCGGUAUUGUAAGCAAUACAAUAAGGUGCACAAUGGGAUCUAUUUUAUUGUUGUCUCCGUCGCCGAGUGAGGGAGCAGUUGUAGUCGUGCGCGCGGAGGGAGUGAAGCGGCUCGCAGGCAGCAGCGCUCAGUCACUCGGAGGCGCUCGUCCCAGGUGGUCGUUGCGCUCAGUCGCUCCGCUCAUUCACUCGCUCACUUCUUCUAAGUCACUCUUCCAGUCACUCUUCCGGUCACUAGCUCACUCAUCAGUCAGUCCACCGGCCAGGCAGUAGCUCGCUCGACCGGGCAGUCAUUUGAGCUACAAUCGGUCCGGUCGGGUGUGUGUGUGUGUGUGAGAGAGUGCGUGCGUGUAUGUACGUGUGUAUGUAUGCGUCUGUAUGUAUGUAUGUGCAAAUACUAUAACUUAACAACGCAAUAAGAACAAAUACAAUACGCAGCACCAUGCUGGCCGCCAAGGAUAACCCGUGCCGCAAGUUCCAGGCGAACAUCUUCAACAAAACCAAAUGCCAGAACUGCUUCAAGCCACGGGAAUCGCAUUUGCUCUGCGAUGAGGAUUUGAAUCAGGCGAAGCCGGUGUAUGGAGGUUGGCUGUGUCUCGCCCCCGAGGGCACGGAUUUCGAGAACCCCAUGCAGCGAUCCCGAAAAUGGCAGCGGAGGUUCUUCCUGCUCUUUGAACAUGGCGGACUGCGCUACGCCCUCGACGAGCUGACGAGCACGCUGCCCCAGGGCACCAUCAACAUGAACCAGGCCACGGAGGUGGUGGAGGCCGAGAGCCGCACGGGGCAGAAGAACUCGCUGUGCAUCGCCACGCCCGACCGCGAGUACUUCAUCCGCGCCGAGACCAAGGAGGAUCUCAACGGGUGGUACGAGAUGCUCGGUCCGUAUCCUCGUGCCAACAAGCAGAACCAGAAGAAAAAGAGAAAGGUGGAUCCUCCCACACAGCAGGAGCCGGGGCCGGCCAAGGUGACGGUGACGAGCACGUCCAUCCCGGCCGUGGAGAAGAUCCCCGACCCCAAGUCGUCGCUGUGGCAGGAGGAGCUCAAGCACAAGGCCCAGCGGAGCCGCUCGCCCUCCGAGGGCAGCGCGCACGACGACACGAGCCACCUGUCAGAAGUGAUGUCGGACCACAGCUCCGUGAACGGAGACGAGACGGACCCGUGGCGCAAGAACGGCUACUUCAUGGCCGCCGAGUCGGGCGGUGCGGCCGGCGGCGCCGGAACCCGCGGUCGGGGCGCCGGCAGCGGCAGCGGCUCCUCCAGCCGCAGCAGCAUGCAGGACGUCGGCAGCCCGGGCAGCGUGGGGCUGGCGCACCUCCUCGCUUCGCCCACGCACAGCGACCCGUUCGCGUCGCCCCUGCCCUCGCCCGACCCCUACGCCAACGGGGGCGUGGGGCGGACUGCGUCGCAGGCAGCGGGAGACGCCGGGCAGCACGGGCUUAGGUACGGAGGCGGCAGCAGCAGCAGCAGGUCCCGGUCAGGAACAAUGGAGGAGGACCUCCCGGAGAGGAUGGAGUUGGAUUAUGACCACGAGCAGGAGAGGGGGGCGGAGAGGCAGGGCCGCAGCGAGAAGCGCGCGUACGCCUUGAGAGAGCAGGAAUGGAAGAAGGGAGACGUGGCGGUGGACAUCUCGCCGGCACCGCACGCGCCCCUGCGCAGAGCCAAGUCCCUGGACAGACGGACCACCGAGUCCUUGAUGACGCCGGACCUACUGAACUUCAAGAAAGGGUGGAUGGUCAAACUGGACGAUGAUUGCCAGUGGAAGAAACAUUGGUUCGUGCUUACUGACCAUGGACUGAGAUACUACAAGGACUCCAUUGCAGAGGAGGCUUCAGACCUGGAUGGAGAAAUCGACCUGUCUACAUGCUACGGUGUCACAGAGGUCCAGGCACAGAGAAAUUAUGGCUUCCAAAUACAGACCAAGGAGGGGUCGUUCACGCUGUCGGCGAUGACGACCGGGAUCCGCAGGAACUGGAUCCAGGCCAUCAUGAAGAACGUGCGGCCCUCUACCGCCCCGGACGUCACAAGCUUCCCGGAGGAGAAGGCGCACGCGAGCACCCUUCCGGACACGGUUCCCAAGCUGGACACGAGGGGCACGGAUGCGUCCCUGCUGGCGCCCGACUCCGCGUACUCCGGCGCCGACGGCGAGCAGCAGCAGCAGCAGCAGUCGUCACGAAAGAGCCGCGCGCGCGACCGACGUCGCGAGGGCCGCUCCAAGACCUUUGACUGGGCCGAGUUCCGACCCAACCACCAGCAGCAGGCGCUGGCCGGCUGCGCCCGCAAUGCCCCCGACGGCGGCGGCGGCGGCGGCGGCGGCGGUGGCGACGGCGACCGUGGGGGCGGCCGCUGCGGCUUCGUACCGGACGAGACGCAGCGCGUCGGCGCCGGCGAACCCGAGCGGGACCGCGCGCGGCGCUGGGAGGAGCGUCGCAAGCGGUACAGCUCCACGGAGGUGGAGGACGGGGCGAUGGACGUGGAGGACAGGGGCCUGAGGCCCCCGGUGACCCCGCCUGCGCCGCCGCCGGCGCAGCAGCCACUGUCGCCGGCGCACGACGACAUGCAGGACGAGAUCGAGCAGAGGUGGCAGCAGGUGGAGCAAACGCCGCUGAGGGAGAGCAAGCAGGUGCCCAUCCACAGUCACCUGACACCCACGGCCCAGCGCCCGCCCACCGACGGCCUGGUGGAGCUCCUGGAGAAGGAGAUUGAGGCGCUCAAGCUGCAGCUGCAGCAGACGCAGCAGGAGUUGACGUCGCUGCAGGAGCGGAACAGCAGCCUGCACAGCCAGCUGACGGAGGCGCUGCAGCGCGAGCAGAGCACGCGCCUCGGCUACGUCUCGCAGUCCGGCGCGCUGGCCGGGGCCGGCUCCGGCGUCAGGCAACAACUCCGCCGCCUCAACAAGGAGCUCCGCGCUGAGCUGGAGCGCCAGCGGGAGCGGCUCGAGCUGGUGACGCUGCAGUCGCGCACGCUGCGCCAGAGUUACACCGCGUCCCGGGAGCUCAUCCAGCGGCAGGAGGCCGAGCUCGCCUCGCUUCACAAAUGCGUCGAGGUGCUUUCGGCCGAGCGAGCGGCGCUCGAGCAGAGCCUCGGCGAGGCGCUGCUCGGUCGCGAGGAGGAAAGGGCCGACGGGCCGGUCGAGGGUGCGGCGGCCGCGUCGGCGGCGGGCGCGAGCGAAGUGGCGGCGCGGCUUGGGGAGAGCGAGGCGAAGUUAGAGGCGGCGAGGAGCCUCCUGCUGGAGAAGACGCAGGCCCUCGGCGAGCUGGAGCGGCAGGUGGAGAUGCAGGGCAACCAGCAGGAGGUGGUUCAGCGCUUACGGGAGCGCCUCGAGGAGGCCACCGAGAGGCUGCGGGCGAGCGAGCGGGAGUUGGCGAAGAGCCGCGAGGACUUCGAGGCCCGGCGGCGGGCGCUGCUGGAGACGCAGGAGGCGAAGACGCAGGGCAUCCGCCGGAGACUGCAGGAGCUGGAGGACGCUCUGAAGGAAAGGGAGGAGCGCGUGGAGAAGCUGGAAACAUGCGUGGACCGUUUGGAAAACGAGAAGGUUGCGGCUGUCCUGGAGAAUAGGAAGCUGGAGCAGAAGAUGAGGGACGACGAGGUUUCAUUGGAAAGUCUGCAGAGGUCAAAGGAAACUGUUGAGGAAGACAAUCAGCAGUUAUACCAGAGGCAAAAGGAGGUCCUAAAUCAGUUGUCAGAAUCAAAUAAAGAGAACUCCAGGAUUAAGGCAGAACUUGAAUAUCUGCGCGAAUACAGGAGCAAACACAAUGAUUUUACGGACAAUGUUAACCCCACUGGUCACGAUUCCAACGGUUCUUCCAAAUGUCAGUGCAAAGAGGAUUGCGAGCGUUUACUUAAAGAGCUGGACUCUGUAAAGGACGAUUUACGCACACAGCGCAUUUUAAAUAGGGAACUUGGUGAGUCGUACAGCGAGCUGUCGCAGGACAUGGAGGCACUUAAGGUCGACCUUGAGCAGCAGUGCACAGAGAAAAACGAGAUUAAGGACUUCUACGAAAGUCUUUCCCAAGAAAUGGAACGGGUGAGAGCAAUCCUGAAAGAGACGGAUUUCCAAAUCAACUGCUUUAAGAAUGAAUGUGAGGAGCAGCUAGAGAAGGUUAUGCCGGACAUACUGGAUCGGCUGAACACCGUGGCGAAGAAUCUCUCGGAAGCCGAAAAGAGGCUGGAAUUCGGACAGGAGGAGCUGCGAAGGAUGAGUGGAAACAAGGUGCACUCGGAGGACGAGAAGGGACGGGCGGACCUGGUGGAUCAGCUCCAGCAGGAAGAGGCCAAGGUCUCGAGUCUGCAGGCCGAGCUGGGAGCCCUGCAGCAGAGCUACGAGCAGCUGUCCCUGAAUCACACCAAACUGAAGGAGGACUACGACGUCUUAGAAACCGCUCACAACAACUCGUGCAAGGAGUGGGAGCAGAUGAAGUUCAAGCGGGGAUUCUUCAGAACGGUGCAGCAGUCGGAGGCUGCUCAUCGCUUUCCCGUGAGCAAAGGGUUCUCGUUGAAAGAGGAGUCGAGCAGGCAACAGGCCAUGGCAAGGCAUGUCGAAGUGCCGUCGGCAGGAGCCCUGGGCGCUGGUUCCAAACGCAGCUUGUGGGGACAGAGAAGUGCGGGCUCGUCAAACAGCUCCGGGAAUGAAACCUUGCGCAACCAAAGUGGCGACGAGCAAAUCUUCCCGCUGUCGUCGAGGGAAGACUCCUUGCAGGAGUUCUCGGGCAAGAAAGUCCAGCCGCCCGUAGACCUGGAUUCGACUUCCAGCUCGGCGGGGCUUAAGAUUCAAAGUCUGGAGGCCAAGCUUCUGGCGACGGAGGAGAAGUUGAGGGUGGUGACGGCUUCGCUCGUCGAGCAGAAGGCGUGGGAGAUGGAGUCUCGAUCGGAGCAGCUGGCCCAAAAGAUUCAGGCCGAAAAGACCAGCCAGGAGCAGCUGCAGGCCAGCGAGGAGGAACUUACGGCCCUCACCGCACAGCUGCAGAUCGAGAAGAGUCAGAGGUGGAGGUUGGUUGACGAAACGGACAAGCAUCUGCAAAAGUUGGAGGCAAAAAUCGCAGAGGUGCAAGAAACAAUAAUAGCAUGCAAGGGUAAAGUUGAGAAAAUCCUCAAAGAUAAGCAAGUGGCGGAGUCGCAGGGGAUCAAAAUUCAGUCGCUCUCAGAGGUAGAAAGAGCUCUGGCGAAUGUGAUUCACAGCCUGGAGCAGACAUCACUGGUGCAAGAAAAGCAGGAAGCUGCCCGUGGAUCAGAAGUAGAGGGUCAAGAGGCGUCGUCGGGAUGCUGCCAGACUUUGCCCCAAGAUGAAAACCUACAGGCGCUGGCGGGGAAGCUGGUGUCCGAAGCGUUGAUCAUGGCCAGGCUCAUAAGUGUCCUCCACAACACCGGCCUGCACAGCUUGGCGAGCGUCGACGAGCUCAACGUGGAGAUCGAGAAGCUGGCGUCCGUUCAGCACGCUGUCAUUGUCGGGGAAGCGUCGCAAGGUGGCGACUCGUUGACGAGGAAGCUUCUUCUGGAGGGGGAGUUUUGGACGGAGUUGCAGCAGUUGAAGGUGGAGCUGCAGGCCGACUCCACGGAGGAGUCCAGCUCCGAGCCCUCGGAAAUCAUUCAGUUCAUAAGCACAUUGGUGGACAGUACGUUGCUGAGGGGCGAGCUUGCGCUCGUCCUCCAGAGCGUCCAGAAGUCGGUCGACAAAAAGUUUGGCGAUCUGCAGAGCGAGUUGAGCGUAGCUCUGCAGCGUGUGCAGAACCACAAGAAGAUGCUCCAGCGUGUCAUGGAGGCUUGCAAAAUAUCCACCCUGGUGGAGGUGCGCGAGGCUCUGGAGAAGUGGGUGGAGCACGCCGAGGGAGCGGAGAAGCUGGGCAAGGUCAAAAAAUGUGGCGAUGCAAAGGAACCAUUGAGAGAACAUUGCAACGAGCCGCCAGGUGGCAAUUCCCAAGCUCAGAUGGAGAAUCUGCAGGGUGGACAGUGUGCAAGUGUGGAGUUGGCAGAUCCUGCUCUGGAGCAGAUCGCUUCCGACUCGGAGGCAGCUCUGAGAGUCGAGUGUGAGGAACACAUUUUGACAAUUUCAAAGCUCCGACAAGAGCUGGAGGAACUUCGAGCCGCAAAAGAUUCACAGUCUGAGCCGGCCCAAGAGCUGGAAGGCACUGCCAAUAAAGAAAAGAUGGUCAUGGCGAAGGACAAAACCGAGAUGGCAGCGAGGUUCAAGCAGCAGCUCUACGACUUGACCGACGUUUACGAGGAGAAGAUCGAAGGUCUGACCGCAAAGUUUGAGGAGGCCGAAGAACUGCUCAAGACCAAACUGACGGAGAAAGAAGAGCAGAUAUUAAAACUGACGGCCUGCAUAGAGGAGCUGGAACGGGAGCACUCUGAGAAGUUUACCCAGCAGUUGCAGAACGUGGAGGCGUCCCGGCGAGGCGCGGAGCGGCUGCACAGGGAGGAGCUCGACAAGCUUCGCCAGGAGUUCACGCUCAAGAUGAAGAGCCUGCAGCAGGAGGACCGCAACGAGCCUCUCGCCGGGCUGCAGGAGCGGCUCCGACCGAAGGCCAAGGAUCUGUGGAGGCCUUCGCAGGAGGAGGCGUCGCCGACCGUGCACCCGAAGCAUCAGCAUCAUCAGCGGGACCUGCAGAAGGGUGCGAGCGAAAACACGGUCGAGUCGUUUGAGAGCGCCCAGGAGGACGUGAGUGACGCCCCGCGGCGGGGACGCGCUGCGGUCGAUCCGCUCGCAGUUCGAGGCGCUCCAGCUCCAGCUGUCCGCGUUCCCGCGUCACGCCGGACAGGGACGUCGCCGAGACGGACGUUGGCGCGCUGCACGGCAAAACACCAGGCAGACGUUGAGAGCCUAAAGGCGACGUGCGAGCGCGGGUUUGCCGCGAUGGAGGAUUCGCACCAGAAGGUGAUCGAGGAGCUCCAGCGAGCCCACCAGGCGGAGCUGGAGAAGCUGCGCUUGGAGAAGGACAAGCUCCUGGCAGAGGAAACGGCCGCCACCAUCGCAGCGAUCGAAGCCAUGAAGAACGCCCACCGGGAGGAGCUGGAGCGGGAGCUGGAGAAGGUGCGCAAGUCGGAGACGCACAGCGUCAACCGGGACAUGGAGGCGGUGCACGAGCAGCACGAGGAGGAGAUGAUGUCGGUCCAGCGUGAGAUCGAGGUGCUGUCGGAGCAGUACUCCCAGAAGUGCCUGGAGGGGGCGCACCUGGCCCAGGCCCUGGACGCCGAGAGGCAGGCGCUGCGGCAGUGCCAGCGCGAGAACCAGGAGCUGAACGCGCACAAUCAGGCACGCGGCGCAGCCUUAGCGGCGGAGAUCAGCCGGUUACGGGGCCUGGGCAGCGCCGAUGCGAGCGGCUCUCCCGUCACGCAGGGCGUGUACGAGCUGGAGGUCCUGCUGCGCGUUAAGGAGUCGGAAAUUCAGUACCUUAAGCAGGAGAUCAACUCUCUGAAGGAGGAGCUGCAGACGGCCCUGAGGGACAAGAAGUACGCGGCGGAUAAACACAAGGACAUCUACAAGGAGCUGAGCUUCGUGCGCGCCAACGCGGAGCGCGACAUCGGCCGCCUGCAGGAGCAGGUGGAGUCGCUGGCCGAGGCCCUGGGGGACCGCCAGCCGCCAGGAAGGCAGCCGCGCCGGUUUUCGGUGAGCGUCGUGUCCCCCAAAGUCAAAAGAUUUCCCCAUGCACAUCAUGAAGUCCAAGAGCAACCCCGACAUUCUGAAGAUGGGGCGGCGUCCUCCAGCAAGCGGGCCUACCGGGCCCUGCGCUCAAAGAGCCUAAAGGAAGGCCUGACUGUUCAGGAACGGAUGAAGCUUUUUGAGCACACGGAAGCGAAGGAGUUCUGAGCGGCGUCACUUUGCAUGCACACGUCUGUAUAUACUCGUUUUCACCCCUUCUCCUCCUCACUACCCCCAACCCCGGCGCACGCAGAUCUGUGGGGCAUAAACCACGAGGAUCACCGUGCACCGCCGACCCCCCUCCCCGCCCAUCGUCUUAUGCAUAGUUAGCCGACAGACAGACCAGCAAUAUAGAGUGCUGCAUUAUAAAAGUCUGAAUCUUCUUAAAACGCGCUGUGGCCGAAGCAUUAGCUCCGUGGUUUGUAAUGCACGAAGCAAGCGUUGUACGCUCUCACUUGGCUGUAAAUGCGAUGCGCAUGCAACCCCGGUACCCGCCUGCACUUGGUGAGAUUUUUUUAUUUCUUUAGGAGGUACCCCCUUGACCCUUAACCCCAACCUCCCUCUGCUACAUUUAGUGAGAUCGUGAGCCCCGUUAAGACGUCAUAUAAUGCAGAGAGCGACACUGUGAAAUGGUACUACGUGUGUAUAUAUACGUUGCUUUAGAGAGAUUAGUUAGGAGUACGGUGGGGAAGUGGCUGCUGCGUUAGGCGUAUGGAUGAGGGUUAGCCGUGUGUCGUUACGCGUACCGUGAGUGUUCGUGUUUAAAAAAAAGUUCCACCCCCCCCGCCCCCCAAUUUUAUUACUUCGUAUGGCAGCAACCCCCCCCCCCCCAACUCACUUCACACUACAGAGACGAGACUUAGGUAAUGGUCGCACGAGAAGAGCUACUGAGCUGUAACGCUUGAGAUGCACCCUUUUCCCUGUUCACACCGUAUUUAUUGACCAAUUGUGUAACCCAUUUUUUUUGUAAGGUCACUGAAAAUCCCACCGACUGGACGUCGCCCGUUUGACGUUGCUUUCCCUUCGGGUGCGACCACACUGUUGAUCGGCGGAAACUUAAUUUGGAUAAAAAUAAGCUCGCCUCGCUCCGACGUGAAAGCAAAUCACCGAGGUUCGAUCUGUAAAACAAGCGGUUCUGGUGGGUUUUUUUUUUCACUGACCCUACCCAUUUUUAGGCUCUUCACACUAGAGAAUCCAACCAGUUAUUUGUAAAUACAAAUAACCAUUAAAGUAUUUUUGCACCUACA
Messenger RNA from Petromyzon marinus (sea lamprey), 8958 nucleotides. The record is from RefSeq and is a predicted model, not a curated record. NCBI's taxonomy places the organism in Eukaryota, Metazoa, Chordata, Hyperoartia, Petromyzontiformes, Petromyzontidae.